This is a messenger RNA of Lactuca sativa (garden lettuce), 2426 nucleotides long. RefSeq names its product endoglucanase 6. Lineage: Eukaryota; Viridiplantae; Streptophyta; Magnoliopsida; Asterales; Asteraceae. Gene Ontology annotation, molecular function: carbohydrate binding; hydrolase activity, hydrolyzing O-glycosyl compounds. The record is from RefSeq and is a predicted model, not a curated record. Gene Ontology annotation, biological process: carbohydrate metabolic process.
UACUUGUUUCUCCACCUCCGCCCUCUCUCUCCCUCUCUCUCUAGAAUUGGUUUCUCAGGAGUUUAAGCUGAUAAACCAAACCAACAUUACCAUAUUAACAGAUCCAGUUUGUUAUUCUUGUCGUUACACUAAACAGAAGAAAAAAAAACUGAGUGAUUUGUAAUGGAGAUGUUCAUGAGACUGUAUUCAAUAGCAACUACUCUGUUUCUGCUUAUUGGGAUUGUACCUUUGGCUUUAGCAGGUGCACAUGACUAUAGGCAAGCUCUGAGCAAGGGCAUUCUCUUCUUUGAAGCUCAAAGAUCCGGUUACCUCCCUGGUACUCAAAGAGUCAAAUGGCGAGGCAAUUCCGGUCUCAUGGAUGGCAAAGUCAAUGGGGUGGAUCUUGUUGGAGGGUACUAUGAUGCAGGAGACAAUGUGAAGUUUGGGUUGCCAAUGGCAUUUACUGUGACAAUGAUGUCUUGGAGCAUAAUAGAAUAUGGAAAGCAAAUGGCUACUAGUGGUGAACUUGCUCAUGCCAUGGAUGCUGUCAAAUGGGGCACUGAUUACCUCAUGAAAGCUCACCCCGAACCCAAUGUACUUUAUGGAGAGGUGGGAGAUGGUAACACGGACCACUACUGUUGGCAAAGGCCAGAGGAUAUGACCACUUCAAGAAAUGCUUACAGAAUUGACAAAAAUAACCCUGGAUCGGACCUUGCCGGAGAAACUGCUGCCGCCAUGGCCGCCGCCUCCAUUGUCUUCCACCGCUACAAUCCUGCUUACUCCAAAAAACUUCUCACUCAUGCCUACCAGCUAUUCGAUUUCGCGGACAAAUACAGGGGCAAAUAUGACAGUAGCAUCACCGUGGCCCAGAAGUACUACAGAUCCGUCAGUGGAUACGCCGAUGAAUUGCUAUGGGCAGCUGCUUGGAUGUACAAGGCCACAAGCAAUAAGUACUACUUGGACUACCUUGGCCGGAACGGCGAUGCCCUCGGUGGGACCGGCUGGUCCAUGACGGAGUUCGGUUGGGAUGUUAAGUACGCCGGCGUUCAGACCCUCGUUGCUAAGUUCCUAAUGGGAGGAAAGGCCGGCAAUAAUGGACCGGUGUUCGGAAAGUACCAAGAAAAGGCAGAGUUUUUUAUGUGUUCAUGCCUUGGUAAGAGUAAUCGCAAUGUCCAAAGGACUCCCGGAGGCCUCAUUUUCCGGCAAAGAUGGAACAAUUUGCAGUUUGUGACGAGUGCAUCCUUCCUCCUUACUGUCUAUGCCGACUACCUGACUUCUGCCCGGAGAAACUUACACUGUUCUUCCGGCACCGUCACCCCACCUGAGCUUAUAGCAUUUGCCAAAUCUCAGGUGGAUUAUAUUCUUGGAGACAAUCCAAGAGCAACAAGUUAUAUGGUUGGAUAUGGGAACAACUACCCACGACAAGUACACCACAGAGGUUCAUCGAUUGUGUCAAUUAAGGUUAACCCAUCGUUCGUUAGCUGCAGAGGUGGUUAUGCUACAUGGUACAGCCGAAAAGCAAGCGACCCGAAUCUUUUAACGGGCGCCAUUGUUGGUGGGCCAGAUGCGUAUGACAAUUUCGCUGAUGAAAGAAACAAUUUUCAGCAGACUGAGCCUGCUACGUAUAACAACGCCCCUCUUAUUGGAGUUUUGGCUAGAUUACAUGCUGGUCAUGCUGGUAAUUACAACCAGCUCCUUCCAGUUGAAAUUCCUCUACGUAAGCCCAUUGCUGUUCAACCAAAGCCAACCCCACAAGGUUUGAUUGGAAUUUCACAGAAGACUACAAGUUCAUGGGUAGCUAAUGGCAAAACGUACUACAGAUACUCUGUUAUAGUGACUAACAAAUCAAGGAUGACAAUCAAGAAGCUGAACCUUUCGAUUACAAAGCUGUUUGGUCCUGUAUGGGGUCUCACAAAGAACUCAAACGGUUCAUAUGGGCUCCCAACAUGGGUGAGCUCACUAGCAGCAGGAAAAAGCAUCGACUUUGUAUACAUUCAUACUGAUUCUCCAGCGGUGGUCUCUGUUUCAAGCUACACAAUGGCCUAAUUAAAGGCUAAAGAAGAAUGAAAAGAUUGUUGAGGCAUACGAGGAGGCCAGUUAUCGGUUAUGAGAAAAGUCCAAUUUUUUGUGAUUUUUCUUUUAGGGUUUAAGAAUAAGGUCUGAAGAAUGGGGGAAGAAAGGAGUGAAGAGACAAUUUAAAAAGAAGUGCUCAUCCUCUUUCUCCUCCUCCUUCAUUAGGUCUUUGACACCAAUUGAAGCGGAUACAAGAAAAAGCCAUACUUCUCAUCACAAGAGAUGAGAAGGAUCCUUUUUUUUUGAGGUUGUUUUUUUUUUCUACUUCAAAUUAGCUUUGAAGUGUUGCAUGUUCUUGUUUGUUUGUGUGUAAAUUUAGCAACUUUAUCUUAUCUUGCAAUAUGAAUAUAGAUUUUGCAACAACUUGUGUGAAA